Drosophila innubila is the source of this 1256-nucleotide messenger RNA. RefSeq names its product glycoprotein-N-acetylgalactosamine 3-beta-galactosyltransferase 1-like. Gene Ontology annotation, cellular component: membrane. The annotation marks the transcript as partial. The transcript is spliced from 2 exons. NCBI's taxonomy places the organism in Eukaryota, Metazoa, Arthropoda, Insecta, Diptera, Drosophilidae. The record is from RefSeq and is a predicted model, not a curated record. Gene Ontology annotation, molecular function: N-acetylgalactosaminide beta-1,3-galactosyltransferase activity.
CUGUGUAGUUUGGCUUUUAAUGCUGGAAAUUCAUCUGUUUUCAUUAAGUCGAGUUGGAUGGGACUUUAUUAUGUAUCUGCAGCCGCCGUACAAAGAGAGAGUGACUGAAUUCGAAGUGGGAACUCGUAACCAGACGUGGGAUAACACAAGCAUUGCCCAGCAACUGCAUGGAAAAGUCCGAGUACAUUGCUUACUCCUAGUGACGAACAAAAACGAGCGUCUCAAGGCUAAUCACAUUCUAAGAACCUGGGGAGCCCGAUGCAAUCGGAUGCACAUAGGCAAGGGAAGAGACACAAUUCGGGGAAUCUAUCAAAGCAUUUACGAGAGGUUCUAUUUGGAACUGGACUGGCUGCUGCACGUCAAUGUGGACAGCUAUGUGAUCAUGGAAAAUCUACGCUUCCACCUGGUCAAAUAUGCGCCCAGCGAUGAGGUUUACUUUAGUGCAUUUCACGCUUUUUAUCCCUAUGCACAUGUAAGUCAGAGGGAGUCCACCGAUUACAUUCUGAGUCGUGGUGCACUUCAGCAAUUACUUGCCCGAAAUUGUUUCUCCAGAGACUGGCUAGCUUGUCUGGCCGAGAUGAAGCAAGGUCCGAGCGAGCUAUUGUUUCCAUUGCAGAUUCCAGGGGAGAUUUUUCCAUUUGACUUGCGCUCAGAGUUCUGGAAUUGGCCCUACAUUCAUCGGGCGGUUUAUUCUGAUCAGGGUUUCAAUAAUUCCACAGCUUAUCCAAUUGCUUUUCCCUACACCACCGCCAAUCAGUUGCAUGUGCUAGAGUAUCUACUGUACCAUCUGCGUCCUUAUGGCUAUUUAAAUGGAAUGCCAGGGCUGUCACAAGGCUACUCAGUUCAGGUUCCAGUCCUGCCAGUGGACGACACGAUUGCCAGACAGCUUUACAAAGAGGUUCGCAUACUCUGCAUGGUGAUGACCUAUCCCCACAUGUAUGAGAAGGUGGCAAGAUCCAUUCGAAAAACCUGGGGACGUCGUUGCAACAAACUGAUCGUGUUCAGCAGUCGGAAGCAGUCCAGUGUGAGGGGAGUACAUACAGUAGCCCUAAAUGUCAGCGAGGGUUAUGCUCUACUUUGGGGGAAAACGAAGGCCGCCUUUAGACAUGUCUACAGGCACCAUCUCCAUGAGGCGGACUGGUUCUUUAAGGCAGACGAUGAUACCUAUGCCAUAAUAGAUAAUAUGCGAUAUAUGCUGCAUUCCCAUCACACCGAUGAGUCUGUCUACUUCGGCUGUCACUUUGUCCCCAACGGGA